CGCACUGGGAAUCAGAAAGCGCAGAUUCGUUAUUUUGCGAUAAAUGCAAAGCUGUUUUAAUCUCGUUUAACACUCGAUUCUCCGACACUUCUUCAAGAAGAACCUCUCUCAGUCUCAAACACGAGAAGAGAGAGAUAUGAAGGAAUUCGAGAGCACGGCCGUAUCUGCUCCCGCACCGCCUCCGCCCCAAGCUCUGCUCGAGAGGCUCAAGGACUACGGGCAAGAAGACGCUUUUGCCCUUUGGGAUGAGCUCUCCCCCGAAGAACGCGACCUCCUCGUCAGGGAUAUCGAGAACUUGGAUCUUCCGCGAGUGGAUCGGAUCAUUCGGUGUUCUCUUCGAUCUCAAGGGCUUCCAACGCCAGCUGUCGAGCCUGUGCCGGAGGCGAGUGUUUCAACGGUGGAAGAGCGGACACUUGAAGAGAGGGAGAGAUGGUGGAAAAUGGGAUUGAAGGCUAUCUCAGAAGGGAGGUUGGCUGUGUUGCUUCUCUCUGGUGGCCAGGGUACACGACUUGGAAGUUCAGAUCCCAAGGGAUGUUUUAAUAUUGGACUCCCAUCAGGAAAAUCAUUGUUUCAACUUCAAGCUGAGCGAAUUUUAUGCCUUCAACGACUUGCAGCUCAAUCUGUAAAUGAUGGCGCAGCCGGUAUUAUGCCAAUACAUUGGUACAUAAUGACUAGCCCAUUUACUGAUGAUGCUACCCGCAAGUUCUUUGAAAGUCAUAAAUAUUUUGGCUUGGAAACUGAUCAAGUCACUUUCUUCCAACAAGGUACUAUACCUUGUGUUUCGAAGGAUGGUAGAUUUAUCAUGGAGACUCCAUAUAAAGUAGCUAAGGCUCCGGAUGGAAAUGGCGGAGUUUAUUCAGCUCUGAAAUCUUCAAGGUUAUUGGAAGAUAUGGCCAUGAGGGGUGUUAGAUAUUUGGACUGCUAUGGAGUUGACAAUGCAUUGGUCCGUGUUGCAGACCCAACUUUUGUAGGAUACUUCAUCGAUAAAGGUGUAGCUGCAGCAGCAAAGGUUGUCCGUAAGGCUUAUCCACAAGAAAAUGUUGGUGUGUUUGUCCGACGUGGUAAAGGUGGGCCAGUCUCUGUGCUAGAGUACAGUGAAAUGGAUUCAUCAAUGGCUUGUGCCAUCAAUCAGGAGACUGGACGGCUUCGAUUUUGUUGGAGUAAUGUAUGCUUACAUAUGUUCACUCUGGAUUUCCUGAAUCAAGUGGCAAAUGGGCUUGAAAAGGACAGCAUUUACCACCUGGCUGAGAAGAAAAUCCCUUCUAUUCAUGGCUAUACCAUGGGCUUGAAGUUGGAACAAUUCAUAUUUGAUGCAUUUCCAUAUGCUCCUUCUACCGCUCUCUUUGAGGUUGUGCGUGAAGAGGAGUUUGCACCAGUUAAAAAUGCUAAUGGAUCGAAUUUUGACACCCCUGAUAGUGCACGGCUACUUGUACUCCGACUCCACACUCGUUGGGUGGUUGCAGCAGGUGGCUUCUUAACACAUUCGGUGCCCUUAUAUGCAACUGGUGUUGAGAUCUCGCCCCUUUGUUCUUAUGCUGGUGAGAAUCUCGAAGCUAUAUGCCGGGGAAGAACAUUCCAUGCCCCUUGUGAAAUUAGUUUCUAAGCGGAGCUUUUCCUUGUCAUUCUCGACUCAUGCGGUUGUGCUUUCGUUAAUACAAAAUUACAGAAUAGGUACGAGUAUGCGGUUUGUCUGUCACUUGACAGGAUGAGUUUGGCAUAAUUUCAUUGCCUCAAUUCUUUUUUUUUGCCCCUUCAUUACUGCAUUCUCAGCAUGGGUGUGUAAUCGCUUAAUCUGUGGCCCAUCUCGUUGUAUCUGUACCGUUGAUAGUUUGACCCCUUUUUACAUAUCCUUUCUCAAGUUUGGGGCUAUUAUGGCUAUAAGAGCUACAGUCUGUUUGUUAGA
This is a messenger RNA of Magnolia sinica, 1903 nucleotides long. RefSeq names its product UDP-N-acetylglucosamine diphosphorylase 1-like. Gene Ontology annotation, molecular function: UDP-N-acetylglucosamine diphosphorylase activity. The record is from RefSeq and is a predicted model, not a curated record. The transcript is spliced from 15 exons. Bases 137 to 1603 code for a protein of 488 amino acids. Gene Ontology annotation, biological process: UDP-N-acetylglucosamine biosynthetic process. Lineage: Eukaryota; Viridiplantae; Streptophyta; Magnoliopsida; Magnoliales; Magnoliaceae.